This is a messenger RNA of Jaculus jaculus (lesser Egyptian jerboa), 1838 nucleotides long. RefSeq names its product crystallin zeta like 1 (gene Cryzl1). The record is from RefSeq and is a predicted model, not a curated record. The coding region runs from base 302 to 1348 and encodes 348 amino acids. Gene Ontology annotation, molecular function: oxidoreductase activity. NCBI's taxonomy places the organism in Eukaryota, Metazoa, Chordata, Mammalia, Rodentia, Dipodidae. The transcript has 14 exons.
CUCCCACGAAGGCGUAACCAGAGGGCUCCCGGUUCGUGGGAACGAAGAUGUGGCUCCACGGUUUGGUGCUUUGCUCUUUUCUGUACCAGAAAGUACGCAACUAAGUUGCAGAAGGUUUUGCAGAAACAAACAACGUGGAGACAAAGCCUCUGGGAGCCCGGCCUCGUCCUGCAGGAUUGACGAGCGCGCUGACCAAUGGGAGCAUCGCUUAGAUCCUGAGGGGCGGGCUCUCUGCAGAGAGGUCUGGAAGGUGGCGGUGGCCAAGGCGCUGGCGGUUAAGGUUGUUCCGAGACAGGUAACUAUGAAAGGCUUGUAUUUUCAACAGACUUCCUCCAAUGAAGAAAUAACAUUUGUAUUUCAAGAAAGGGAAAAUCUUCCUGUUACAGAGGAUAACUUCGUGAAAGUUCAAGUUAAAGCUUGUGCUCUGAGCCAGAUAAAUACAAAGCUUCUGGCAGAAAUGAAGAUGGAAAAGAAUUUUUUUCCUGUUGGGAGAGAAAUUGCUGGAAUUGUGUUAGAUGUUGGCAGCAAAGUCUCCUUCUUCCAGCCAGAGGAUGAAGUAGUGGGAAUUUUGCCCUUGGAUUCUGAAGACCCUGGACUUUGUGAGAUUCUUAGAGUACAUGAGCAUUACCUAGUUCAUAAACCAGAAAAAGUUACAUGGACAGAAGCAGCUGGAACCAUUCGGGAUGGAGUACGAGCCUACACAGCUCUGCAUUAUCUCUCACAUCUCUCUCCUGGAAAAUCAGUGCUGAUAAUGGAUGGAGCAAGUGCAUUCGGCACAAUAGCCAUUCAAUUAGCACACCACAGAGGAGCCAAAGUGAUUUCAACAGCAUGUAGCCUGGAAGACAAGCAAUGCCUUGAAAGACUUAGGCCAUCUUUAGCUCGAGUGAUUGAUGUAACUAAUGGAAAAGUCCAUCUUGCUGAAAGCUGUUUGGAGGAAACAGGCGGCCUGGGAGUAGAUAUUGUCCUAGAUGCUGGAGUGAGAUUAUAUAGUAAAGAUGAUGAACCAGCUGAAAAAUUACAACUACCACAUAAACAUGAUAUCAUCACACUUCUUGGUGUUGGAGGCCAUUGGGUAACAACAGAAGAGAACCUUCAGUUGGAUCCUCCAGACAGCCAUUGCCUUUUCCUCAAGGGAGCAACAGUGGCUUUUCUUAAUGAUGAAGUUUGGAAUUUGUCCAACGUACAACAAGGGAAAUAUCUUUGUCUGUUAAAAGAUGUCAUGGAGAAGUUAUCAGCUGGCAUUUUUAGACCUCAGUUGGAUGAACCCAUUCCACUGUAUGAGGCAAAAGUGUCCAUGGAAGUUGUUCAGAAAAAUCAAGAAAGAAAAAAGCAAGUGGUUCAAUUUUAAUUUUCUUCUUUCCCAGACCUCGUUUGGACAAAUCCAUACCAGUAUUUGAAGCCAGUUUUCUUUAGAAAUUGUUGAGAAAAAUCAAGGAAGAUAAAAGCAAGUUCAUUUUUAAGCAUGUUUUUCUUCCAUAACAAGGUGUUCGGUUAUUUGACUUAUUUGAAAAAUACUUGCAAAUUACUGUGCAAAAGAUUCACAUAAUUCUUUUAACAUCUGAAGGGAAUAUUCUGAAAACUGUUUUAGUAGUUUCUCUACAUGUUGCCUCUGCUCUAAAAUUCUUUCCCUAAAGAAAACUGCGUUCAGCAAAAAUCACGAUGGUCUGUUGAUCCAUACCUGUAACAGACUGUAACUGUCAAAGUCGUUUUAGUUUUGUAUCAACUCCAUUCCCAACGUCUUCCUUAGCAAGCCUUUGCUGCCAAGAUUUACUGAAGCAUUUAAGUAUAUUCCCAGAUAUCAACGUUUCUGUGAUCUAAUACAUAGACAUUUAAAUGUU